AUGGGGAGAGUUUUGGUUAUGAAAUUGGUUUUGAUAUACUCAUUAGUUUUAAAUUCCAUGUCCAGUUUCUGUUGUAGCUUCAUGCAAUUGAACCAUCCUAGACUCGAAGGGAAUGAGACGGAUAGGCUGGCAUUGCUAGCAAUCAAAGCUCAAAUACAACAUGAUCCCAACCGGGUCACAAGCUCAUGGAAUGAAACCCUUCACUUUUGCCAGUGGCACGGCAUCACCUGCAGUCGACGACAUCGCCAAAAGGUGACGAAGCUGGACUUGGGCUCUCUAGCUUUGGGGGGAUCCAUAUCUCCACACAUCGGAAAUCUAAGCUUCUUAAGAGUGCUAAUUUUCGAGAACAAUAGCUUCACUCAUCACAUCCCUCCUCAAAUUGGGAAUUUGCAUAGAUUGCAGUUCAAGGACAAUAAUUUUGGAGGGACGUUGCCCACAUCAAUAUCCAAUCUCUCAAUCAAUCUCCGAGCGCUUGCACUUGGAGGAAACCACCUACAUGGAAGCAUCCCAACUGGAUUAGGGAAUCUUGUCAACCUGCAAUCACUCUCUAUGUCAAGAAACUCCUUCACAGGUAGCAUCCCCACAGACAUUGGGCAGCUUUCAGGGCUUGAGCGAUUGUUUCUUAACAACAACCAAUUAUCAGGGAGCAUUCCAUCUUCUUUUGGAAAUUUAACAUUGUUAACACUUCUCCAAUUGCAAGAAAAUAAUCUACAGAGUAGCAUCCCGUCCAGCCUAGGGAAAUGCCACUGGUUAAACGAAUUAGUUCUUUCAGGAAACAAUCUGAAUGGCAAGAUACCGCCCCAAGUUAUUGGCCUCUCAUCUUUAUCAACAGUUUUGGCAUUGAACAGAAACCAAUUCACUGGUUCCCUUCCGAUGGAGAUUGGGAAACUGAAGAAUUUAGGUCAACUGGACGUUUCUGACAAUUUGUUAUCAGGAGAACUUCCCAGUAGCCUCAGCAAUUGCGAGAGCUUAGAAGUACUACACUUGCAAGGCAACUUCUUCUUGGGACCCAUUCCUUCAUCUAUGAAUGAAUUGAGAGGGAUUCGAGAUUUAGACCUUUCUCGCAACAAUUUGUUGGGAGAGAUUCCACAAUUUCUUGAGGAUCUGAACUUGGAGUACCUGAACCUCUCCUUCAACCAGUUUUGGGGAGCAGUACCAACUGGCGGUGUUUUUAAGAAUGCAAGUGCGACUUCAGUUGCUGGAAAUGCUAGACUCUGCGGAGGUAUGGCUAGUCUUCGACUUCCUCUAUGCAAGCUUAAUGAGUCUAAAGGAGAAGCCCUAUCUCGUAGAAUGAAGCUAAUGAUCUCUCUAGUCUCCGGGUUCAGCCUUUUGGGAUUGGUGGUGCUGUCUCUUUUUCUUCUUGGUAAGAAAAAGAAAGAAACUAAUUUAAGCACUUUGGGGAACUCUGUUUUGCAAGUUUCAUAUGCGACACUCCUCAGAGCUACCGAUGGUUUUUCUUCAGCUAAUUUGAUCGGUGUGGGUGCUUUUGGGUCUGUGUACAAAGGAAUCCUUGCUGAUGAAAGAGUUGUUGUCGCUGUGAAGGUGCUUAACAUGUUACACCAGGGAGCAGCUAAGAGUUUCAUGGCCGAAUGUGAGGCAUUGAGAAAUAUCAGACAUCGAAAUUUGGUCAAGAUCUUAACUGCAUGUUCAAGUAUUGAUUUUGGCGGCAAUGAUUUCAAGGCUCUUGUUUACGAGGUCAUGGACAAUGGGAGCUUAGAAGAGUGGUUGCAUCCAUCUACUGGAACUGGAGAGGCAACAGAAGCACCCAAAAUUUUAAGUCUUAUUCAGAGGCUCAACAUUGCCAUUGAUGUUGCUAGUGCAUUGGAUUAUCUUCACAACCAUUGUGAAACACCGAUCGUUCAUUGUGAUCUCAAGCCAAGUAAUGUUCUCAUGGAUGGUGACCUGACUGGACAUGUUUCUGACUUUGGGCUGUCAAGGUUUCUCUCAGAACCAACCAUGAGUGUUUCUGGAAAUCAAUCAAGCUCUAUUGGAAUUAGAGGAUCGGUUGGUUAUGCUGCACCAGAGUAUGGUAUGGGAAGUGAGGUAUCCACAUACGGGGAUGUCUACAGCUUUGGCAUUGUCUUGUUAGAAAUGUUUACGGGGAAGCGACCCACUGAUCACAUGUUUAGUGACAGCUUGAAUCUUCAUAAUUAUGUGAAGACAGCCCUCCCUGAACUAGUUUCAGAGAUUUCAGAAUCACUUGUUCUUCAAGAAGGCACCACUAAUGUCACUGAAGCUCACAGGCACAGCCGAUUGACUGUGACAGCACAGAAAAUUGAAGAGUGCUUGACUCUGAUACUUGGUAUAGGAAUUGCAUGUUCUGUUGAAUCCCCCACAAACAGAAAGGAUAUAAGUGAUGUUGCAUCUGAAUUGCAAUCCAUUAGGCGCAAUCUUCUCAACUAGAACCUUUCAAAUUAUUAUGUUUUGUGAUGGCUAAUAAAUUGUUGUAUGCUUCUUGUAUUCUGAUCUGUUUUGUUUUUGAAUUCUCUGAAGUCCUGUUGCUACCAUAGUGGUUCUUGAAAUUUGCAUGUUAAUGUACUAAAAUGAAUAAGGAAGAGUACUAAUGCUUAUUGUAAAUAUGUAUCCUAAAUCGAAACACGUACAUGAUCCCAUUCGGAUCAAUGAAUCAAGCUGGAGCUGUCAUGAGCUUGAUCAGUUGUAUUGCAA
This is a messenger RNA of Rosa chinensis, 2667 nucleotides long. Its product is annotated as LRR receptor-like serine/threonine-protein kinase EFR. The record is from RefSeq and is a predicted model, not a curated record. Gene Ontology annotation, biological process: protein phosphorylation. NCBI's taxonomy places the organism in Eukaryota, Viridiplantae, Streptophyta, Magnoliopsida, Rosales, Rosaceae. The transcript has 3 exons. Gene Ontology annotation, molecular function: protein binding; ATP binding; protein kinase activity. Bases 1 to 2403 code for a protein of 800 amino acids.